GGAUCCUAUAAAACGGGUUUUAAGUGUUUUGGUCCUCUCAGAAAACACUGAACUCUUGUUCCUCUUCAACUACUAGCCUCUUUACCCAUUCAGUGACAUUAACAACACAUAUCACUCUUCACCCAACAGAAUCUAUACCAUUUUUCUCUCUUCUUCACUUUGAAUUCACUUUGAAUCCAAGGAGAAGUUUCAACGAAACUCUCAUCAAGAAACAAAUCUUCAAUAUAAGAAUCACCAUCUUCUCAAUAAUUCCUUUUCUUUCUUUCUUUCUUUCUUUCUCAUAACCCAUCAUGUUAAAAGCUUUUCUUUACUCUUUAUUCCUCACACUCUCUACCACCACCAUGUUUACUUCUUUCCAUUUUUAAAUUUUAUCCUCUUUUACUUUCUCUUUUUCCUCUUAAAUCCUUAACUUUUCAUGUCUUUUUGGAAGAUUUCCCCAUAAAAAGCCUUUGGAAUACCCAUCCUAAAGCUUUACCCUUCUUCUUCACGGUUCUCUUUAUAUUCCGUAACCGGCCCUAUUUGUUCCUUAACCAAACACAUUCAUUUCUUUCUCUUAAGAGACACAAUGGAACAUCAUCAUCAACAACAACAACUACCUAGUAAGAGUAUCCUAUGCAAAUACACAGAACAUCACACUGUUACAAAAAAAGUCAUCACAACCAAGAAAACCGCUAACAGUAACAAAACAAACUCAACUAUAUACCCAAGAGUCGUACAAAUAUCCGUCACCGACCCUGACGCCACCGACUCAUCCAGCGACGAAGAAGAAACUUUCUCCAGAAAAAGAACAAAGCGUUAUAUCCACCGUGUUGAAAUCGAAGCCGCCGCUAAAGCCGUCGUCAACAGAAAAAGACCUGCCGGAGAAACAUCGACUGUUAAAAGGCCGGUGAAAGUUCCUGCUAUCACCAGUGGUAGAAAGUUCCGUGGUGUACGGCAGAGGCCAUGGGGGAAGUGGGCUGCUGAGAUUCGCGAUCCUGCUCGGAGAGUACGGCUUUGGUUAGGUACUUUCGAAACUGCAGAAGAAGCUGCUAUGGUGUACGACAAUGCCGCUAUUAAGCUUCGUGGACCCGACGCUUUAACAAACUUUAUCACGCCGCCGCAGAGAGAAACACCGGUAGAACCCUCCGCCGUGAAGCCCGAAAUGAAAGUAAUCGUCGACGCUGACGCCGACGCCGAAGCAGAAGCCUCCGGGUCUGGUAACUCCGGUUACGAUUCCGGCGAAGAUCGUUGUGUUCCUCUCUCUUCGCCUACGUCAGUCUUAAAUUUCUGCAGUAACUCCGGCGAGUCACAGCAAUCGGAGGAACAAAACGAAGUUUGUGAAGUUUUCAGAGAAUGUCAAGGUGAGACAAACUUGUUAGACGAAACGGCGUCGUUUUUCCAACACGAGUUUCCUAUGCCUUGUUGGGACGACGUGUUCAACUUCGAAACACCAGAGUUUCCUAUGUUGUUUGAAGAAGAACAAACCAUGGUGUUUGAUGAAAACACGACGCCGUUUUUGUGUGAUCAAGAAUUAAACGACAGCAUUGUUCUUGCUGACUCACUCAUAGAUUUCGACAAAGCUUGUUUCUCUUCACCCUCUUCAUCGUUAUGCCAAGUGGAUGAUUUCUUCCAAGAUAUUUUGCUAGGCUCAGAUCCUCUAGUUGUUCUUUGAGUACAGAACACAGUACACACUCAUGGUUUCAUCUUUCAAGACUCUGAGGUUUUGUUGGUUGUACGGCGAUUUUGCUCCGGUAACAUGACAACAACAAAAAAUAUAAAAUAAAAUUAGUUAAUUUUCUUAUGAUUUGUUUUACAGUACACUCUAAAGAGUGAUGGUUGUGUGAAGUUUUGUUUAAAUUCAACUUGUAACAGUACUUUAAAAUUUUGUCUAAUAAUUAGGAUUGUUGAGGAACAUUAAUGUGUGUAUAAUGAAGU
Molecule: messenger RNA, 1914 nt
Organism: Lathyrus oleraceus (garden pea)
Lineage: Eukaryota; Viridiplantae; Streptophyta; Magnoliopsida; Fabales; Fabaceae
Product: ethylene-responsive transcription factor CRF1
Exons: 1
Coding region: 566-1651 (361 amino acids)
Biological process (GO): regulation of DNA-templated transcription
Molecular function (GO): DNA-binding transcription factor activity; DNA binding
Source: RefSeq, a predicted model, not a curated record